CAGGCUGUGGAGGCGGCGGGCAGUUGUGCCCGGGCUCGCAGGACGGGUAGAAGGAAGAGGGCUCGGGGCUGGCAGGACCCGAGCUGGGGCCAGGCCGCCAUGGGCUCUCAGGUGCUGCAGAUCCUGCGCCAGGGUGUGUGGGCGGCUUUGAGCGGCGGCUGGUACCAAGACCCGCACCAGGGCGCCGGGGUCAACGCGUUGCACCUCUACCUGUGGCUCUUCCUGCUCGGCUUCCCUUUCACGUUGUACAUGGCUCUUCCUUCUUCCAUGGUGAUAGUAGCAAUUUACUGCCCAGUGAUAGCUGCUCUCUUCAUUGUCCUGAAGAUGAUAAACUACCGUCUUCACAGAGCUCUUGAUGAAGGUGAGAUUGUGGAGAGAAAUGCCAGUGAGCAAAUGGACAGGAGUGCAAAAGCAGAACAGAAUAACUCUUCUACCAAGAGAAGGGACAGUAAUGGACCCAGUGAUCCAGGCGGAGGGAUUGAGAUGUCAGAGUUUAUUAGAGAAGCCACACCUCCAGUAGGAUGCAGUUCCCGAAAUUCUUUUGCUGGCCUAGAUCUAAAUAACCAGAUUGGAUCAGGUUUAUCUCGUCAUGGAACUGUAGCUACCAUUAAAGGUGAUACAGAUACUGCAAAGACUUCUGAUGAUAUCAGUCUGAGUCUUGGCCAGAGUUCUAGUCUUUGUAAAGAAGGGAGCGAAGAGCAAGAUUUGACAGCUGAUCGGAAGACUUUUCAUCUGGUCUCCGUUGAUUCCUUUGUAUCCAUUCAGCCCUCAUUGUCAACUGCACAGGAGUUAUCAAGAGACAGUACUGAUAAAGUGUGCCUUCCUAAUCAGCAUAUAGAUCCUUCUGUGUCUAAUGCAUGUGAUACUGAAAUGGCUUCUCUUGUCCCUUUGCAUUCACACUCCUACAGGAAAGAUCAUAGGCCACGAGGUGUGCCAAGGACUUCCAGUUCAGCUGUUGCAUUUCCAGAUGUAUCACUAAAUGACUUUCCUCUCUAUCAGCAAAGGCGGGGGCUGGAUACUGUCAGUGAAUUAGAAGCUUGCAAGCCACGAACAGGAUCCAAAGAAUCAUUAGCUGAGAACUCAUGUGUCUCUGGUGUAUUUCAACUAGAUGAUAUUCUAAAAUGUAGCAGUCCACAGCUGCUAGUCAAAAGCAGCAGGAGUAAAUCUCUACAAGCAGAUAAAAGUGUUGAUAGCCUGAGAAGCCUGAGUACAAGAAGUAGUGGCUCAACAGAGAGUUAUUGUAGUGGGACUGACCGUGACACCAUCAGUACUGUCAGCAGCUAUAAAAGUGAGCAGACAAGUUCUACUCAUAUAGAAAGCAUGUUGUCAGACCAUGAGGUGUCACCUAAAGAAGAGAAAAAAGGCAGCAAGAAAAAAGACUAUGCUCUUGAUUCUGAGGACUGUCACAUUGCUACUAACAAAAGGACGAGCAAGGAAAGAACUAUAGUUGAAACUAACACCAGCAGUUGCAUUCAAGUAGAAGAAUGCCUGAAUGCAUCAGAGGAGAUGCACAAUCAGAGGGCCCUUAGUACCUCUGCUUCAGAAGAAGCAAAUAAGAAUCCUCAUGCUAAUGAACUAACAACACAAGCAGAACAGUCUCCCGGAAACCCUACUGUGAAGAGAGAUGAACAUAAAGAGAAAUCGUCUGUGGUUGACUCAAGAACUUUUAAGGAAAUGGUAGAAAAGCAGAAGGAGGGGGAUGUGCGUCCUAAAUCCUGUAGCUUAAUCCAUCGGACAGCUUCAGCUCAAAAAUCCAGCAGGAGAAGGACAGGGAAAAAACGUGCGAGUAGUUUUGACACAAGUCGACACAAAGAGUAUAUUUCCUUCCGAGGGGUAUCUGCUACCAAGCCUCACAGUGCAGGUUUUUGCCACGAUGAAGACUCAAGUGAUCAAAGUGAUUUGAGCCGAACUUCAAGUAUGCAGUCAGCCCACCAGUUCAGCAGUGAUAGCUCUUCCAGCACAACUUCUCAUUCAUGCCAGUCUCCUGAAGGAAAAUUCAAUGCCCUAAAGACAAAAUAUAUUGCCAAAGAGAGAGGCACAGACUUGGAAAAUUCUUACAAAAUUCACUUGGGCACUGAUGCAAUUGUCAAAAAGCAUUCAACCCGACAGACUCAUAGUACACACAGUGCCAAGAGUCGUACCAGGGUAUUAAGCUUGGAUAGUGGUGCAGUAGCCUGUUUGAAUGAUCCAAAUCUAAUGAUGCCAGAUACAAUAAAACAACUAACAACUUCUAAAUCUGACUUAGAGGCCAAAGAGGGAGAGGUGCUUGAUGAGCUAUCUCUGUUGGGAAGGGCUUCACAACUAGAAUCAGUCACUCGCUCUAGAAAUAGCUUACCAAACCAGCCUAUGUUUACUGAAAGAGACGAUCAGGAGAAGGGAAGCCUUGCCUUCAAGAUGUUCAACAAGGGCAGCAGUCCACAGCCAAAGUCAAAGUCCAGUCACGCCCCCAUUCCCAGGCAGCAGUGCUCAGCGCUAGCACCUCCUUGCUGGUGAGAAAUGGGAGUGUCCAGUUAGAAGCAACACAUGACAAUGCAUCUGCUGUCGGCAGCAGCAGUUUGCACAAUGAACUUGGUAAGUUCAGUUCCACACUCUAUGAGAAGGGGGGCUGCGAUAUGUCGCUUGUGAAUUUUGAGCCAGCUGCAAGAAGAACAUCUAACAUCUGUGAUACGGAUUCUCAUGUAUCAAGUUCUACCUCAGUUCGUUUUUACCCACAUGAUUUACUUUCCCUCCCUCAGAUCAGACUGAACAGACUGUUGACCAUAGAUACCGAUCUUCUGGAGCAUCAAGACAUGGACCUAAGUCCUGAUCUGCAGGACCAUCUACAACCACAAGAGGAGCCAUCACAAAAAGUGAAACACUAUUAUCGCUUUUGGAUCUUACCCAAAGUCUGGAUUGGUAUCAAUUUUGAUAGAUUGACUCUUUUGGCUUUGUUUGACAGGAAUCGUGAGAUCUUGGAAAAUGUAUUAGCUGUCAUUCUAGCUAUCCAGGUGGCUUUCCUAGGUUCUGUACUCCUUAUAGAAGGCUUCUUCAAGGACAUAUGGGUCUUCCAAUUUUGUUUGGUGAUUGCCAGCUGCCAGUACUCUUUGCUGAAGAGCGUUCAGCCAGAUUCUUCAUCACCUCGACAUGGUCAUAACCGAAUCAUCGCCUACAGCAGGCCUGUUUACUUCUGUAUAUGCUGCAGUCUCAUUUGGCUAUUGGAUUAUGGCAGCAAGAGCACUUUUACUGCACGGUUCCAACUAUAUGGAAUGGCUUUCACGAAUCCAAUAUUGCUGCUUUCAGCAAGGGACUUGAUAAUGGUGUUUAUACUAUGCUUCCCUAUAGUAUUCUUCAUUGGUCUGCUGCCUCAGGUGAACACAUUUGUGAUGUACCUCUGUGAACAAUUAGAUAUUCAUGUCUUUGGUGGCAACGCCACGACAAGCCUCCUUGCAGCACUCUACAGUUUUAUUUGUAGUAUUGUGGCCGUAGCGUUAUUAUAUGGAUUGUGUUAUGGGGCCCUAAAGGAUUCUUGGGAUGGUCAACAUAUUCCAGUGCUUUUUUCAGUAUUCUGUGGUACAUUAGUGGCAAUUUCCUAUCAUCUCAGCCGACAAAGUAGUGACCCUUCUGUCCUUUUCUCUUUAGUGCAAUCAAAGCUUUUUCCUACUUCAGAAGAUAAAAACCCAGAAGAUCCAUUAUCUGAAGUCAAAGAUCCCUUACCUGAAAAGCUUAGAAACUCAGUGAAUGAACGUUUGCAGUCUGAUCUUGUUGUUUGUCUAGUAAUUGGUGUACUUUAUUUUGCAAUCCAUGUCAGCACAGGUUUCACAGUAUUGCAGCCUGUUUUAAGUUACGUUUUGUAUGCAUUGGUGGGAUUAAUAGGAUUUAUGACCCAUUAUGUGCUGCCUCAGCUCCGAAAACAGCUCCCAUGGCACUGUUUUUCUCAUCCAUUGCUGAAAACCAAGGAAUACUAUCAAUUUGAAGUCCGCAAUGCCGCACAUGUUAUGUGGUUUGAGAAAGCUCAUAUAUGGCUUCUUUUUGUGGAGAAAAAUAUAAUCUAUCCCUUGGUAGUCCUCAAUGAACUCAGCAGCAGUGCAAAGGCUAUUGCUAGUCCAAAGAGAUUAGAUACAGAACUUGGUGCUUUAAUGAUUACUAUAGCUGGUAUGAAGUUGCUGCGCUCAUCUUUUAGCAAUCCAACCUACCAGUAUGUCACUAUCAUUUUUACAGUGCUUUUCUUUACGUUUGAUUACAAUCGAUUCUCUGAGACCAUGCUGCUAGACUUGUUCUUCAUGUCCAUACUCUUCAGCAAGCUUUGGGAACUUUUUUACAAACUAAGGUUUGUGUACACUUACAUUGCUCCUUGGCAAAUCACAUGGGGAUCUGCUUUCCAUGCUUUCGCCCAACCAUUUGCUGUGCCCCAUUCUGCAAUGCUGUUUGUCCAGGCAAUCGUGUCUGCCUUUUUUUCUACCCCUUUGAACCCCUUUUUGGGAAGUGCAAUAUUUAUCACUUCUUAUGUCAGACCCGUCAAGUUCUGGGAGAGAGACUACAACACGAAACGAGUGGACCACUCAAAUACAAGACUGGCUUCUCAGCUUGACAGAAACCCAGGUUCUGAUGACAAUAACUUGAAUUCAAUCUUCUAUGAACAUUUAACUCGCUCCCUUCAGCACAGCCUAUGUGGAGACUUACUCUUGGGGCGAUGGGGAAACUACAGUACUGGAGAUUGCUUUAUUCUUGCUUCCGACUACCUCAAUGCACUUGUACACCUUAUAGAGAUUGGCAAUGGCUUAGUCACCUUCCAGCUGAGAGGGCUUGAAUUCAGAGGAACUUAUUGUCAGCAACGAGAAGUAGAAGCUAUCACUGAAGGGGUUGAAGAAGAUGAAGGGUUUUGUUGCUGUGAACCUGGUCAUUUCCCUCAUGUGUUGUCUUUUAAUGCUGCCUUUGGCCAGCGUUGGCUCGCUUGGGAAGUUUUAGUCACAAAGUAUGUCUUGGAGGGUUACAGCAUAACUGACAACAGCGCUGCUUCCAUGCUUCAGGUCUUUGAUCUAAGGAAAAUACUCACCACAUACUAUGUCAAGGGUAUCAUCUAUUAUGUAAUAUCCUCUCCCAAGCUAGAGGAAUGGUUAUCAAAUGAAACAAUGCAGGAAGGACUGCAACAAUGUGCAGAUCAAAAUUACGUAGAUGUAGACCCUACAUUUAAUCCUAAUAUUGAUGAAGAUUAUGAUCAUCGGCUAGCAGGGGUUUCAAGAGAGAGUUUUUGUAUAAUUUAUCUCAACUGGGUAGAAUAUUGCUGCUCUCAGAGAGAAAAACCACUCAAUGCAGAUAAGGAUUCUUCUCUGGUUACCCUUUGCUACGGACUGUCUGUUCUUGGUCGGAGAGCUCUGGGAACUGCUUCACAUCAUAUGGCUAGUAAUCUGGAAUCUUUCCUGUAUGGGCUCCAUGCCUUGUUUAAAGGAGACUUUCGUAUAUCAUCAAUUCGAGAUGAAUGGAUUUUUGCAGACAUGGAAUUACUGAGAAAAGUGGUGGUCCCUGGAAUACGCAUGUCACUAAAACUGCAUCAGGAUCAUUUCACCUCUCCCGAUGAAUACGAUGAUCCUGCUGUUCUCUAUGAAGCUAUCACAACACAUGAACAAAACCUGGUUAUAGCUCAUGAGGGGGAUCCGGCUUGGCGAAGUGCUGUACUUUCCAAUUCUCCCUCCCUACUUGCCCUUCGCCAUGUGAUGGAUGAUGGCACCAACGAAUAUAAGAUCAUCAUGCUGAACAAGCGCUAUUUAAUCUUUAGAGUCAUUAAAGUAAAUAAGGAAUGUGUCCGUGGCCUUUGGGCUGGGCAGCAGCAGGAGUUGGUCUUCUUACGCAAUCGAAACCCAGAAAGAGGGAGCAUCCAAAAUGCCAAACAAGCUUUGAGGAACAUGAUCAACUCAUCUUGUGAUCAGCCUAUUGGAUACCCAAUUUAUGUCUCACCUCUGACAACUUCAUAUUCUGAUAGUCAUGAACAGCUAAGAGAGAUUCUUGGUGGUGCCAUCAGUCUGGGAAACAUCAAAAACUUCAUAGUAUCUACUUGGCACAGGUUAAGAAAAGGUUGUGGUGCUGGUUGCAACAGUGGAGGAAACAUUGAAGACUCGGAUGCUGGAGGUGGUGCUUCCUGCACAAGUAAUAGUGCAACUGUCAACGAUUCUCAGAGCAGCGUAUCUCAAGGAGGUGGGAAUGUAACUGUUGGACAGGGAUCUGGAGUAGGAUUGCAACCCCCUGCCUCCUCUCAUCCAGUCACCCUAGGCACCAGCCAGAGUGCUCAUUCUGUGCAAUCAAGCCUUAUCAGACAUUCCCCUGCUCGUGCUUCAGUUGCCAGCCAGUCAACUUACUGCUACAGCAGUCGUCAUUCAUCCCUCCGGACAUCCACCACAGGCUUUGUGCCUUGCCGACGGUCUUCCACCAGCCAGCUUUCCCUUCGCAAUCUUCCAUCAUCCAUACAGUCCCGUCUUUCCAUGGUGAACCAAAUGGAACCCACUAACCAGACUGGUGUUGCCAAUAUGCAGAAUGGCCUCCCUUCUUCAAGCAGUUCCAGUCAGAGCAUCCCAGUCUGCAAACAACAUGCUCUUGUUGGCUUUUUAGGGAACGAUGGAAUGACGAACGUCACUGAUUCACAGGCAUGCACAAAUGUGAGCCCUGUGAACCAGACACGAACCAAAAGGGAUGAUGUUGUUUACAGAAUUCAGAUAAUAGAUCCUAGCCAGGUUUUGGAAGGGAUCAACUUAUCCAAAAGAAAAGAACUGCAGUGGCCAGAUGAAAUGAUAAGACUAAGAGCUGGAAGAAACAGCUGGAAAGACUGGAAUCCUCAGGAAGGCAUGGAAGGCCAUGUGAUUCACCGUUGGGUGCCUUGCAGCAGAGAUCCAGGGCAUAGGUCCCAUAUAGACAAAACCAUCUUGCUCGUCCAAAUUGAAGACAAAUAUGUUGCGGUGAUUGAAACCGGAGUCCUGGAACUUGGGGCUGAAGUGUGACCAUCUUGGACAAUUAAUGCCUAGUCCAUCUCCACAAUGUUUAGAAAUAAAGUAAGGAGUCUCAGAAGGCUACCCUAACAGCUCAAGUAAUAGGAAGAGACUUGAAAACAAAGUUAAGGGUAGGAUGUCAGUCCCCAAAAGAAUUAAGGGGGUGCUUUUGAUAUUUUUCAAGUUAGCUACUGAAGAAAAUAUUGUGCAUGAAGGGUAAAAAGGAUAUAUCUUUUGCUUUAUACAUUAUUUUAUCCAUUGCAAUGCUUUAAAACAACCCCACAUUUUCCAAGUUUCAAAACAGGAGCAUCUCAAUUUUUUCUAAUUGUCUUGCCAAAAAUAUUUUGUCUCAUUAAUGUAGAUUCAGUUCAUUUUUUUUAAAGCAGCUGAAAAUGGUAUAAAUGUUGAGGUCAGUGUGAAGCUGAAUAGAAUGUUUCAUUAACUGCAAGUAUAACUAGAUUUUCUUCUAAGUGGGAAAAAAGAUCAUUGAGAAAACUGCACUAUUUUUUUUAUGGCAAUGCACUACAAAAAUCUGAGAUUGCUCAGAACAUUUAUUGAUAUAUAUAUAUAUAUAUACAUAUAAAAGAAAAUACCGUUAUUUAAAUUGCCUUUGGGAUUAUCCACCUCCUUCAUCAUAUUCAUAUGAUGGUAGGAAAGACCAUUGGUUCAUUUUUGGCUAAAAAAUUUCCCAACAACUUAUUUAUUCUGUCCUAUUUACAAUAUAUGGUAGAUUAACCAGUAAUUACAGAAGAAAACUCCAGGGAAGCCUAACUCAUGGUGAAACCAAUUGAUAGCAUAAAUUUUAUCUUUUUACAUAAUGGGCUCAAUCAUACAAUUGUGCAUUUUCUUCUUCUUUUGUUACUUUCUAAUAUGGAGUCAACAAAAAUAUGUUACUGGGCUCCUUUGAAAAAAAAAUGUUUGCUUUUGUUUUCAUGGAAAACUGGAUGAGAUACAUUGUUUUAAAUAAGGUUGUGACUUUAUCUCUAUUCUGGGACUUAUUCCUUUAUUAAGCAAAAUAGUUUACUUUUUUAAAAAAAUUAAAGGAUAAAAAUCAGAAGGCAUGUUGUAUCAUAUUAUCUGUAUCAUUUUGCGUUUUAGCUCCCUUUAGUUGCUAUUAUGUUCUGUGACUUGAAUUCAUUUUCAAUAAUUAUAUAUAUUCUAUAAUAAUUGUACUUUGCAUAUAACUGUGAAAUUGAUUUAUGUUGCAUAUCAUCGAUUUUUACUGAUUGGAAUUUUUAGUGUGUGUUUUCAGGGAAACAAGUUAUUCAAACAGCAACAGAGUAAGGGGACAAAGUUGCAAUUUUUAUCUUGCUAUUUCUAUGACUUGCUCACAAUGUUAAUGGAAAGUUUUAUAUGUAGUGAUUGUUUCUUUCAUGUGAUCUGAAACUUUGGGCUCAAUGGGAAACAAAACAAUUUGCAGUUUUAGCUUUUAGAAGCAGCCAUCUUUUACUUUUGAACUAUUCCUAUGUUAAUUAUGCAUGGGUGAUCUUACAAACAAGAAGUUGCAGUGAAACAUAACCAUCGUACACUUAAUGAACAUAAUCAAAUAAUCUCAUAACAAUCUGAUACCAUAAAAAACAGCCUUUAUGGCUUGCUGAGUAUAUUAAAGUAAAAUCCAAAUGCCAUUCUUACUGCAUUACAGUCUUGACAAUAUUUUGCAAAGCUAUUCACUGCUGCAGAUAACUUGCUAGAAUCUGAAAAUCACAACAUUUGUCCCAGGGAGCAGCAUUAACAAUAAAAUAUAGAAAAAAGCUUCCAAAAGAUUUUGCUGUUCUGGUAAAAUAUACAUCACCUGCUAAUGUCUGAAUGCCCACACAUAUUUUCAUCAUUUUAUGAACAAGAGAAAAAUUAUUUUCUGAGUUUUGGUCAGCCAUCUUACUUCACAUUUUAAUUGACAAUUAAAUAUUCAUUUAUCUUUUUGACCUUCCCAAAAUAGAAAGAAAAUGCAAUCUACCUUUCAAAAAGAUUAAUCAGUCAUUUUGAAUAUAUGAAAUUCAUUGACAAAGAGAGUGCUUUUGAAGGUUAACUUGAAUGAGGCAAUGAACACUGUAAUAUGGAAAAUUGGAUUUUUCUGAUAAGAUUUUUCUUUCCUUUUUUAAUUAUUAAUAGAACAGAAAUGGCACUCUGUGACAUAGGAUACUCACACACUACUGAUUAUAUUUGAAACUAAACAGGUAUCUUGAAAGAGAGGAUAAUUUCAAGACUUCUAAUAUAUCUAGAUACAUUUAGAAUGUGAUAAAUUUAGUUUAAAUAAUUGAAAACAAAUUAUUUGAUUAGUACAAUCUCAAUUACACUUUUGAUACAUAUAAAUCUCAUCUAAUUAGCAUUCGUGAAAAUUAUAUCUAGUUUUAUUUGCAGAUUUUUAAGAUGUUCAUCUCCCAAUAAUUUGGUGGAUUAUCCUUUAUGUAGGAUUAACAAGUAUUUAUGAAACUUUUUUCUUUGCUUGUUGUGGUAUAUGAACUUGGAAGCCAAAUUAAUUGUUUUGCAGUUUUUCAUAUGUGGACUCGGUGGCUUUCUUCAUUUAAUUUCUCCGAACAGUUAUGACAAGCAUUCUGAAAACUUUACAAUAUUGUUUUUUCGCAUUUGAUACUAAGUCUUGUACAAAACUAGUAAUCCACUAAAUUAAUUUCUAGAUUAAGCUAUAAUAUUUAUGUAGAAAAAGUUUAUGAAAGUUCAUUUGCCUACUAUCAAUGUUUAUAAAAAUAUGCAUAAUAAACUGAUAAUCCAACUAGGCAUUAAUUUAAUGUAAAAUCACAGACAUAUAUACUUAGCUUCCCAGUUAAUAUUUUGGGAAAUGAAAGGAGAAAUUUCUUUUACCUCGUGAAAUGCUUUAAUUUUCAUAAAGAACAAAAUCUUAUUAUUGCUCAAUAUUGAGGUAAUAUUCUGUAGAUGUUCUUGUAACCUAGGAAAUAGAUAUGGAGGGAAGAAAAUGUUUUUGAAAAAUUAUAUCUUUUACAAGGUGUUUUUUUUUAUUUGUUGCUUUUUCUACUCAUGCUUGCUGCUGUUGGAGAAUGACUAGUUGCAUAGUUGCAAUGUUAUGUGAAAAUAUUGAAUAGAUGGUACGGAGUGUUAUGGAAGAGGCCUUUGAAAUCUUAAAUUUGGGGGCACAUUUUACCCAAACUGACAUUGAAAUGCCUUCUUAACAGAUGGGAUGAAGCAGUGAUGCCAGCCCUUCAGUUCUAUAUAUUUUAAAUGGUAAUAACUCUACCAAUGGACUAGUGCAUUUGAAAGAGCUUUUCAGAGCAUACCUAAAUAUUUCAUAUUAGCUGUAGGUUCAACCACCAUGGUUUUAUAUACCUAGUUUUAUUAAGAGAGAUUUUUCUUACCUAUUAUAUAGGUUCUACUUGUCUGGUUCUACUUGGUGAUUGGAAAACUGAUGCCAUUAGCCCUGCAAUGCUAGACAGUAUAAGAAUUAUAGCAGUAUUUAAUGUGUGCCUUAGUAAAAUGGUGGUGAGUACAUAAGACCUUGGUGGGAGCUACUGCCCAUAUCUAAUUGUCCCCAAAUUUUUUAAAAGAUGGCUGCUCUAAAAGGCUUCAUAGAUUUCUAUACACCGUUCAUCAGCAAACAUGUUUGAAAAUACCAUUUAGAUAUUUAUACUAACUUUACAGAUGACCCAAAUGGAUGACAAAAGUCACAACGGUUAAAAGUCAGACUUGUUACUCCUUUAUGAACUCAGCCAGAUAAUGAACUGCUUAUUAUUACCUUAAAUGAUGGGUGGGGGCAAAGAUAAAAUGAGUUGGAAAAUGGAAUAUGUGCUUUGCAUUUACCAGCAUAUGGAGAACUUGCCAGGGAUAGGGUUAUGUGUACUUUGUAUGUGUCGGUGAGAGUAUGAGCGCGUGGGUGUGUGUAUGUUUUUUUGAAACAGCCUGUAAAUAUUGUCGCUGUUUAAAACUGGGAAAAGUUGACAGGAUUUGUUUGUAACAUGUUGCUUUGAAAAGACAGUAUUGACAGUGAAGAAACAAUGAAAUUAAAAAAAAAUUCUUCUUGUC
Thamnophis sirtalis is the source of this 10943-nucleotide messenger RNA. The record is from RefSeq and is a predicted model, not a curated record. Lineage: Eukaryota; Metazoa; Chordata; Lepidosauria; Squamata; Natricidae.